AUGAUUGUGUCGGGUGCUCUCGGCCAACACAUGCUACCACUAAUUCAUGAUGUGCCUCAACUCGAUUCAGUCUAUGUUUUAUGGGAAAACGAGUCUAGCCAUGAGCAAUGGGUGAAAGACUGGUCGAAAUUGAAGGGUGCUUUUACACAAAUCGCUCCCAUUUGUGAUUUACUUAAACAAGCUGUACGACAAUGUGAUCAAGAUUCUAUCUCAGUCAGUUUUGUUUCGGCGACUGAGGCAUCAAAUCGAAAUUUUGACCAACUUGAUCAAUCAUUUAUGUAUACACAAAUACUCAAGGAAAUUCUAUUAGAAAUCGAAUAUAAUGAACAAUCCAUCAAAGAAUUGGCUGCCUAUUGUCGUGAUCACUACCUCGAAAACCCUCGCGAGCUGUUGAUUAUCGAUAAGUUCCAGCGAGAAUAUCACCAUCAGUCGCCUAUCUGGUGGUAUACUUACGAGUGUUUUAUCUAUCAUAUGCUCAACCGGGCCCUACGCACUCAAGAAGUUGAUACAAUAAUCAAAAUGGGUUUUUUCGUUCGAGAUCUCCAUCGACAUAUCGAACAACUUCACUCGGAGCAAUUCGGUGACCACCUCGGACGGUCAUUUACUGUCUACCGCGGUCAAGGCCGAAGAAUUGUACCGGGCACUGUUCGAUCAGGCACACAACGACGAGGAGAAAGCGCACCUCUAUCAUCAGUUUGGAUUAAUCAAGUAUAA
Didymodactylos carnosus is the source of this 714-nucleotide messenger RNA. Lineage: Eukaryota; Metazoa; Rotifera; Eurotatoria; Philodinida; Philodinidae. The record is from the annotation of a GenBank genome assembly.